Messenger RNA from Penaeus monodon (black tiger shrimp), 776 nucleotides. RefSeq names its product cuticle protein 7-like. The transcript is spliced from 3 exons. NCBI's taxonomy places the organism in Eukaryota, Metazoa, Arthropoda, Malacostraca, Decapoda, Penaeidae. The record is from RefSeq and is a predicted model, not a curated record. Bases 221 to 685 code for a protein of 154 amino acids. Gene Ontology annotation, cellular component: extracellular matrix.
ACAUGUAUCUGAGAGAAACUGACCAUAAUAGCCAAGCCAGAACGGUUUUGGAGGAAAAAGAAAAAGAAAAAAAAAAAAGCCAGGCAUGUAGGUCAGUACUGGUGAGCGGGUCGUCUCGAAGGCAAUCCAGGGAGGGGCUAUCCCGUGACGUCAUUAGGCUGCGCAUAAAAGCGAGCGUUCCAGACUGGGAGCCACAGUCAACAAGGGAAGCGGAUUCAAAAUGAACGCAAAAGUACUGAUUGCAUUGGCUUUGGUCGCCGUGACUGUCGCCGAUAAGCUCCCAGCUUACUCCUACUCUGCACCACAGGGAUCUUUCGAAGACUCAGUGGAGUAUGAUGAUGCCAAGUACGACUUCAACUGGGCUGUGAAGGACGACGACUCCGGCAACGACUUCGGUCACCAGGAGUCCCGCGACGGCGAUAACACUCAGGGAUCGUACUACGUGCAGCUCCCCGACGGCCGCCUGCAGAAGGUGACGUACUACGUGGAUGGCGACAAUGGAUACGUUGCCGACGUGACGUACGAGGGCGAGGCUCGCUAUGACUCGGUUGAGUCUCGCGAAUACGUUCCCCCCAGGCCCGUGUACUCCGCCCCCGAGUCCCACGAGUCAGUAGAGACUCCCGUGUACACCCCACCACGACCUCAGUAUGCCGCCCCGAGGCGCUCUUACGGCUUCCCUCAGUGAAGAUGAUGAAUGAUAACCAAAGCUGAUGACCAGUUACACCAAACGGAAUCUAUUUAUUUAUGGACAUUAUAUACAAUAAAACAAUAUUCUA